AUGCACUUCACCUGGAAGCCCGGGAUUUCCAAGCUAGGACACCCCCCCCCCAAACUACCACACAAGCACCAAGCCUUGGCACUUGCCCUCCACUACUACACUGCGGCAUGCGAGCACAAAACCCUGUGCGAAAUAUUUGGAGUCCCUCCGUCGACGUUUGAAAUAGCGCUCCGAAAGGCUGAGGUCGCUCCCAGUGGUUACCUCCAAGAA
Aphanomyces astaci is the source of this 210-nucleotide messenger RNA. RefSeq lists its product as hypothetical. The record is from RefSeq and is a predicted model, not a curated record. NCBI's taxonomy places the organism in Eukaryota, Oomycota, Saprolegniomycetes, Saprolegniales, Verrucalvaceae. The transcript has a single exon. The annotation marks the transcript as partial.